AUCCGUCAUCUUUUUGGGGAAGGUACUGUUGUAGAGAAUAGCUCUAGCACGCCUUGAGACACGUUUGGCGCACUCCUGCAGCUUGAAAGCAAGGCCCCAGAAAAAAUCAGACAGGAGAGGAAGAAAGGAAGGGAAAAAAGUCGCAAGCCUCACUACCCUGCAACGUGUCCAGGGUAUCAGGAACACAUCAUCUUCGCCCCGGCAUCUUGUACGAGGGCACCCAGACCAAGGAAUUUCCAAGAAGUCCGCACCCGCUGCAGGUAGCCAAAUAUGUCGGAUUCCCCCCAAUCCCCUCCCAAGGAGGUUGAACAAGGUGUACAGUCACCAGACGACGAAGCACAAAUGAACGACCCUCAAGACCCACAGGCCGCCGGCCUCGCCUAUGAGUUUGAAGUCAAGGAGCAGGAUCGGUGGCUGCCGAUAGCAAAUGUCGCCCGCAUCAUGAAGAAUGCUCUGCCGGAGAACGCAAAGAUCGCCAAAGAGGCCAAGGAGUGUAUGCAGGAGUGCGUUAGCGAGUUCAUCUCUUUCAUAACCAGCGAGGCCUCUGAGAAGUGCCACCAGGAGAAGAGGAAGACGGUCAACGGCGAGGACAUCCUGUUUGCGAUGACCUCUCUGGGGUUCGAGAACUACUCCGAGGCCUUGAAGAUCUAUCUGUCCAAAUACCGCGAACAGCAAUCGAAUUCCAACAGGAACGACAACCAGCAGAAUCGUCCCGGUAGUCAGGGAGGCUACAGUGGUCAAGGAGGCGCAGGUGGACCUUCGAACUCUGGCUCCUCGGGUUUCCCAGCCGGCGAGCUGACCAGCCAGGGCGCUGAGGCCUCAGAAAGCAACUACAUGUAUGGACAGCCAGGGAACGGCGCUGCUGCCGGAGAUGGCUAUUAGGGGGGAUGCCCCAAUGCUCGCUCAUCGUCUCCUGUUUUCGGUCCUGCCCGAGACAACGGGCCGGAUAUGGACAACCUUCUGGAUCUUCCAGAGGGGAAGGAUAAAAACCUGAGACCAAUCAUGGAUGGACCUUUACCCGACAAAAGGCACCCAUAUCUAUCUGAAACCUAGGUAUCGGACUACAGCAUGAGGUGGCUGCCAUUGCUCCCGAAGGCUGGCAACUUGGACUACGGGGGUGAGCUAUAAACAUGUAUAGGGCGGUCAAAAGGAGCCACGGCUGAGGGUGGGCAGGAGAAAAACUGGACUGCGUGUUGUUUUUUUUAUUUAGAAAUGAGGUGUCGUACUCUCUGAUAGUGCGUGUGUUUUUUUAUAGAUUCCCCGAAAGCACUCGUCUUUUUCUCGGCAGCGUCAGCCCAGGAGCCAUCCUGCGAUGGUGCUGGUCUCUAUCCAACUGGAGUCAAGGACGAGUUGAUAACCUUAAAACUCUGAUGCUUUUUUCUUCUUUUUCUUUUCUC
Cryphonectria parasitica EP155 is the source of this 1397-nucleotide messenger RNA. RefSeq lists its product as uncharacterized. Gene Ontology annotation, biological process: regulation of transcription by RNA polymerase II. Gene Ontology annotation, molecular function: DNA-binding transcription activator activity, RNA polymerase II-specific; RNA polymerase II cis-regulatory region sequence-specific DNA binding; protein heterodimerization activity. The transcript is spliced from 4 exons. The record is from RefSeq and is a predicted model, not a curated record. Gene Ontology annotation, cellular component: nucleus; CCAAT-binding factor complex. NCBI's taxonomy places the organism in Eukaryota, Fungi, Ascomycota, Sordariomycetes, Diaporthales, Cryphonectriaceae. The coding region runs from base 271 to 882 and encodes 203 amino acids.